Cuscuta epithymum is the source of this 2468-nucleotide messenger RNA. Lineage: Eukaryota; Viridiplantae; Streptophyta; Magnoliopsida; Solanales; Convolvulaceae. The record is from the annotation of a GenBank genome assembly.
GGGUAGGGGUAAGGGGUAAGGUACGAGGAUGGAGGUACCGGAAUGGAAUCGACAUCGGAGCGGGACCGGACCCACCACUAGGUGUAAGUAUGGAAAUUCAUUGCAAAGGCACUGUAACAUAUGCGUUUUCCAAAUUUGGAAAACUAGUAAAAGUCACUUCUCCAAAUCAUUAAGGAAAAGAGAGACAUGUUUCAUUUUUUCCGUUUUGGAAAACGAUUUGGUAAACGCGUUUUUCUUUUUUCCUUUCUCCAGUUUUCCAGGAAUAUCUUUGGUAAACACGUUUCCUGUUUUCUGUUUUCCAGUUUUCCAGUUUUCUGAAAAACUGGAAAAUAUUUCUGUUAGUAAACAGGCCCUAAGUAUUCUAUAUGUCAGAUGGGUGGGGCAUGGCUCUCUACCCAAUUCUGGGAGCAUUAUACUUAUACAAUGGACAAGGUAAGUGUCCAUGUAUUUUUAAUAUAAUAAUUUGAGUAUGACUAAGUAUUAAGUCUCAUUGCACCUGGUUGUGGAGUUGCCAGUUAACCAGUUUAGUUACUCAACCAUCGUGGACAUAGAGAAGUUUCUCUGCCAUUACUUCUGCUGCUAAAGGUUUUGGGUCUGAGCAAAUACGUAUAUAUAAUAUACGUGAUCUACUAGGUCCAAUGAUUGUUUUGUAAUGGAAUGGGCAAAAGAUUUUGAGCACCCAAAGGUAAUUCAUCAGCAUAUCUCACAUCUUUCCUAAGCUUUUGUUUAGGUGAGAGGAGGUAAAAGGAGGGAAGGAAAAAUGAGGAGAGGAUAUCUAGGAAAAGUAAAAUGCAAGAGUAAAUGUUCUGACCUUUUCCUAACUAAAAUACUUACGAGCUGGAACGUUAUUACUGUGUUUUUUGCUUUUACAAAAAAAAGGAGCUACACGAGCAGUCCCGUACUCUACUUUAGAUAUGAUUGAUGCAUAAAUCUCUACAUUUAUUAAAAACAGACCUUCUCGGCGCGCCACCAAAGUUGGACAAUAAUAUCUGACUCAUGUAACUAGGUUGCUAGGCGCACGCACUAAGUUUUCCCUAUUAAAACCGGUCGUAUCACAUGCGUAAUUUGUUUGCCAAGCCAUAUUGCUUCAUUAAAAUAAAAAUAACUUUUAAUAUUUCCUAAAAUUUUGUGUAACAUGCUUCUAAAAUAUAGCGUACUAAAUAUAUUCAUUCUUUUUUAUGCCUCACUAUUUGUAUCUCAUUCUUUUUUUAAUGUGUUUCAUGAUAAUAUCUAGAAUGUUUUUAAUUGAGAUGUUUUCGUGAUGAUUUCUAAAAAUACAGAAAAGCCGACAAGUAAUGUAAAAAUCGUUAAAUUAACUGCAAACUAUGUUGCCAUAAUGCCAUUGUUGAAUUUUUUGUCUCUGGUUCAAAAAUUCUUAAAUUGCAAAGACCUACUAUCCUCCGUCUCUUUUUAAUCGUAACAUGUUGAAUUUUACACUAUUCACGUAUUCUACUUUGACUACAUUUUAUAUUAUUAUUUUAUGAAAAUUAUUUUUUUAAAAAAAUAUUGUUCAAUUCAUCUCAUUACAAAUUUUCAAAAUCUAAUUUUUAAAUAUUUUUUACUAAUAGAGAUUAAGAUAUAAUUACGGUCAAAGACGUGCUAUGGCAAGUGUGAAAUGUUGACCGUUGCAAUUAAAAAAGAACGGAGGAAGUAUUAUUUAUAGGACCCAACACCAUAAGAAUAAAGUUCAACACUAAUAAUGAGUAUAGUAAAAAAUUAUAAGACUAAAUUGCAAAUAUCAAAUAUAAAAUAUAAAAUAUAUAACAUUACAACUUGCCUAGUAAAUUACCUUCACAACUAAAAUUACAUUUUAGUUCCUCGGUUUUUUAAAAUAUACACUAAUAAUAUUGUUCAAAAGUUCACAAAAGCAAUAUAUUAUAUUUAUCGUAUGAAGGAUCAUAAAAAGAUAUUCAAUUGAAUAUAUUUUAUGUCGAGAGGAAAUGAAAAUAGUCUAACAUUCUAUACACAAAAAAUCAUUUUUAUCCAUUUUUAAAAAAAAAUGUUAUUUGCACUAGAUUUAAAUUAUAUCAAUUUUUGAGUCAUCAACCAAAGUUACCUUCGAAGUGGCAGCAUAAUGGUUUGUCAAUAUAUGGAGUAGCAAUUUAAUAAGUGCGCAUAGCAACCCUUCUUUAGAUUACUUUAGUUUAAAAAAAUGGGAGGGGCAACAUGGUCUAGCUAAGGUUACAAAUAGCAAUAAUGGAGUGCGCCUAGCAAUUAGGCGUGGACCCGGUUCGGGCCGCCCGGCCCGUCACUGUGCGGGCCCGGAACCGGCCCGGUUCUCGGGUCCGGGUCCGGUUCGGGCAGAGACCCGGUCGGGUUAGCGGGACCGGGCUCGGGUCCUAGUUUUGGAGGCCCGGCCCGGCCGGGUCGGGCCCGGGCCCGGGCCUAACGGUCCAAUAUUAAAAAAAAAAAAUUUUUUUUUUUUGAUUCUUUUGGCUCAACGGCCACCCCAAACGGCUAUAUAGCCG